CCCAAAGCCAACCGCUGAGGGAAAUGGAAGUAACAGGUGCAACGGAGCGAAAAACACUGCCGAAGCACAGUUCGCGCCCCACCACUGCGGCUGCGUGCGCGCCGUUCCGGAAGCGGAAAUGCACACAGGUCAAGGUUGGUUUUCAAGAUGGCGGCCCUCAAGGUGCUGGCGUCCGGCUGUGGCUGGCUUUUCCGAAGGCUCCUGGCGGGCCCAGCCACAGCCAACUGGGCUCGGCUGCCAGCUCGCGGAUUCAGGGAAGUGGUGGAGAUCCAAGAAGGGAAGACAACUAUAAUUGAAGGCCGCAUCACAGGGACUCCCAAGGAGAGUCCAAAUCCUCCUAACCCGUCUGGCCAGUGCCCCAUCUGCCGCUGGAACCUGAAGCACAAGUACAACUAUGUGGAUGUUUUGCUGCUAAGUCAGUUCAUCCGGCCUCACGGAGGCAUGCUGCCCCGAAAGAUCACAGGCCUGUGCCAGGAGGAACACCGAAAGAUUGAGGAGUGUGUGAAGAUGGCCCACCGAGCAGGUCUGCUCCCAAAUCACAGGCCUCGGCUUCCUGAAGGAUUUGUUCCAAAGAGCAAACCCCAACUCAACCGGUACCUGACCCGCUGGUCUCCCCGUUCUGUCAAGCCCAUCUACAAUAAAGGCCACCGCUGGAACAAGGUGGGCAUGCCCGUGGGGUCACCUCUCCUGAAGGACAACAUCUGCUACUCACCAAAGCCUUUGAAGUAUUAUCAUUGAUGGAGAGCAGGGCUUCUAGAAAACCUGGCUGGAGCUCCUCCUGCACCUCCACUGUGGAGUAGGAGGCCCACUCAUGAGCCCCAAGCCACACUGCACUCCUGCCCUAUCCCACCAGGAUGGCCUGGCCCCUUCAACGUGAAUGGACAAGGGACAGCAGAACUAACUUCACCAUUGUCCUGCCCAGGAACAGUGCUGGGAUCAAGGGCAGUUAGGUACCUUAGCAGCUGCUAUGGGGCUUGGGCUGAGCUCAGUGCUGGGGGACAGGAGUUUUGCCCAAAGGAGUGUCAUAAACUAGGCUUAUGGGCUUA
This is a messenger RNA of Lemur catta (Ring-tailed lemur), 1046 nucleotides long. RefSeq names its product mitochondrial ribosomal protein S18A (gene MRPS18A). The record is from RefSeq and is a predicted model, not a curated record. Gene Ontology annotation, biological process: mitochondrial translation. The coding region runs from base 148 to 738 and encodes 196 amino acids. NCBI's taxonomy places the organism in Eukaryota, Metazoa, Chordata, Mammalia, Primates, Lemuridae. Gene Ontology annotation, molecular function: structural constituent of ribosome; small ribosomal subunit rRNA binding. Gene Ontology annotation, cellular component: mitochondrial small ribosomal subunit; ribosome. The transcript is spliced from 6 exons.